GAAUGUAGAAGAGCAAAAUAUUAUUGGCGUAUAUAUAACUGUGUAACUUUUUCAAAGAAUAUCUCAACUCUCUCAGCUACUAGUAGACCCAUCUUUUCCACAAAAUAAAGCACUAUUUCUGCUACUGUAUUCUUUCACUAAAAACUUUCAAGAUCCUGCAUUUUCUUGCACCCUUUGUCCUACAUUUUUUCUGGGUAUUCAAUCAAAUUCCAAGACAACAUUUUCUUGAUGUUAUUGUAGUGCUGAGGAGUUUGAAAAUGGGUAGGAAAAGUUGGGUUUGGUGGGUUGUGACUCUGCUGCUAUGGUGGAGCAAGAUUGCAAUGGGUGAAGAGUACAUCAAGUACAAGGACCCAAAACAACCAGUUGGGGUUAGAGUUAAAGAUCUUCUUGGUCGAAUGACCCUUCAAGAAAAGUUUGGACAGAUGAUUCAGAUUGAUAGGACUGCUGCUACAAUUCAAAUAAUGAAAGACUACUAUAUUGGGAGCGUAUUAAGUGGUGGGGGAAGCACUCCACUUCCGAAAGCUACUGCUGCAGAUUGGGUUAAUAUGGUGAAUGACUACCAAAAUGGUUCUCUGUCAACUCGCCUUGGGAUUCCAAUGAUAUAUGGGAUUGAUGCCGUUCAUGGACACAAUAAUGUUUUCAAUGCCACCAUAUUUCCACAUAACAUUGGGCUUGGAGCUACUAGGGACCCUGAACUCAUUCGAAGGAUUGGUGAUGCUACUGCUCUUGAAGUCAGAGCUACAGGGAUUCCUUAUGUUUUUGCUCCUUGCAUCGCUGUUUGCAGAGAUCCUAGGUGGGGUCGCUGUUACGAAAGUUAUGGUGAAGAUCCCAAGAUUGUUCAAGAAAUGACAGAUAUUAUAAUUGGGUUACAAGGCGAGAUUCCUAAUGGUUCCAGGAAGGGCAUACCUUUUAUUGCUGGAAAGAAAAAGGUAGCUGCUUGUGCAAAGCACUUUGUUGGUGAUGGGGGUACAACUAAGGGUGUUAAUGAGAAUAACACCGUGACUAACAUGCAUGAGUUGCUAAGUAUCCACAUGCCCGCCUACUACGACUCAAUUAUCAAAGGUGUUGCUACGGUUAUGGCUUCCUAUUCUAGCUGGAAUGGCAGAAAGAUGCAUGCAGACCAUGAUCUAAUUACUGGUUUUCUCAAGGGCACACUCAAGUUCAAGGGGUUUGUCAUUUCAGAUUGGCAGGGUAUUGACAGGCUUACCUCUCCACCUCAUGCCAACUACACUUAUUCAGUUGAGACUAGCAUUCUAGCUGGUGUCGACAUGGUUAUGGUCCCAUAUAAUUUCACCGAGUUUAUCAAUGAUCUCACUUACCUCGUCAAGAACAAUUUUAUCCCAACGGAUCGUAUUGAUGAUGCAGUGGAGAGGAUUUUGUCAGUUAAAUUUACAAUGGGACUUUUUGAGAACCCCUACACUGAUUUCAGCCUGAUAAAUGAGGUUGGGAGCCAGGAACACAGGAACUUAGCAAGAGAAGCUGUGCGGAAAUCUCUUGUGCUGCUGAAGAAUGGGAAAACUGCUAAUAACCCAUUGUUACCUCUUCCUAGGAAAGUAUCUAGAAUUUUGGUUGCUGGUAGCCAUGCUGAUAACUUAGGUUAUCAAUGUGGCGGAUGGACUAUUACUUGGCAGGGGUUUAGUGGUAAUGAUGCUACAAGUGGAACUACCAUCCUCGGUGCAAUAAAGUCUGCAGUUGAUCCAGGAACAGAAGUCAUCUAUGUUGAGAAUCCUGACAGCAAGUAUGCUACUUCCAGUGGCUUUGACUAUGCUAUUGUGGCUGUCGGUGAGCACACUUAUGCUGAGAGUGCAGGAGACAGUCCUACUCUCACAAUGGCAGAUCCUGGACCUGAUUUCAUAAACAAUGUUUGCCAAUCCGUGAAGUGUGUUGUCAUCGUCAUAUCUGGUCGACCACUCAUGAUUGAACCAUAUCUACCUUCAAUUGAUGCACUUGUAGCAGCCUGGUUACCUGGAACUGAAGGGCAAGGCAUCACUGAUCUUCUCUUUGGGGACUACGGAUUUACUGGAAAACUUCCAAGAACAUGGUUCAGAACUGUAGAUCAACUUCCAAUGAACGUUGGUGACCCUCACUAUGAUCCAUUGUUUCCCUUUGGAUUUGGACUCACAACAUCUAAGUCAACAAUAGCAAGGUCUGUGUCGGCAGGUGCUGCUGGAAGACCAUAUGUUGGGAUUAUGGUUUCUUUAGUCAUUGGUUUGUAUAUCCAAAGCAUUCUAUUAACUUGAAACAACAAAUUGUUAGAAAUUGGAGGAUUAGAAAGACUAAAAUUUAUGUAGCAACUCUGAUGCAGUAGAAAAACUUUAAACAUUUCCCUGUCUUAACUCUUAAACAUGCAGAAUUAUAUGUCCAUGAAAAGGAGAAGAAUAGCUAAGUUAUGACUAAA
This is a messenger RNA of Solanum dulcamara, 2398 nucleotides long. RefSeq lists its product as uncharacterized. Gene Ontology annotation, molecular function: beta-glucosidase activity. Bases 258 to 2240 code for a protein of 660 amino acids. The record is from RefSeq and is a predicted model, not a curated record. Gene Ontology annotation, biological process: glucan catabolic process. Lineage: Eukaryota; Viridiplantae; Streptophyta; Magnoliopsida; Solanales; Solanaceae. The transcript is spliced from 10 exons.